Molecule: messenger RNA, 3224 nt
Organism: Xenia sp. Carnegie-2017
Lineage: Eukaryota; Metazoa; Cnidaria; Anthozoa; Malacalcyonacea; Xeniidae
Product: tolloid-like protein 1
Biological process (GO): proteolysis
Molecular function (GO): zinc ion binding; metalloendopeptidase activity
Source: RefSeq, a predicted model, not a curated record
AAAUCGCAAUUUAUGUAAUGCCAUUGAUGCAUAGCUGAUAAUAUGCGUCAUUGAAGCCGUGGUUUGUUGAUAAAUUUUUGUAUAAAUGUACCAUUGUUUUGCGUGAAUUACAUUUGUGCUUUGGGAACUUAAAUAUCGGCAUUAGUGUUCAAAAUGAAUGAUUGUUUAGUAUGCAGAAUGCUCGGAUAUUUAGUCCUUAUCACGUUGCAUUUAUCUAACGUAAGAUCACAACAGCGUCUAAUGGCAAUGGAUCGUAUUAUUUUAGCAAAUAUGGGGAAAGAGAAGUUAAUGAACGUCGAUAAGUUCGAUAUUCGCCUUCCUCCAUUUCGAAGUGAUGCACCGUCUGGUGCACUCAAUGCUGCCGCACGGGACGAGAGGAAACUUUGGGAGAGAGGUGUUGUACCUUACAUCAUCGAAAACAGCAUUUUAAAUCGUCCACUGUUUAAAGCUAAUUUACAACGUGCCAUGAAAGAAUGGAGAAAAUAUACUUGUAUAAAGUUUCGCAAAAGAAAAACAGAUCGAGAUUAUGUUGUCUUCACACAUGGAAUUGGUUGCAAUGCAGAUGUAGGAAGAAAAGGCGGACGUCAAUAUGUUUCACUUGGUCGGGGCUGUUCAGACACUGGUGUUAUCAUACACGAAUUAGGACAUGUUGUUGGCUUCUGGCAUGAGCAAAACCGUCCUGAUCGAAGUAAAUAUGUUGAUAUUAUGUGGAACAACAUUAUUCCAAACUUUAGGUAUGCGUUUGAUAGAUACAGCACGUACAGAAUUGACAGCCGAAAAGUGAGAUAUGAUUUCCAAUCUAUAAUGCACUAUGGUAAAUACGCCUUCAGCAACAACAGAAAAGCAACAAUUGUGGCUAGAGCUAGAAAUGGCAUUAGUCAAUUUGGAAAUACACACCUUAGUUCAUUGGACGUAAAACAGACAAAUCUUGUCUACAAUUGUAAAGCAAAACGGAGAAAGUUUGCAAGAUUUCCUGAGGACUUUCAAUUUUCGGCAUCGAACAUUAAAGGAAGACACUGUGUGUUCUUAGACGAACCAAACGAUCCGCAAUUUUCGUCUGUUUGGCUUUGUCAUAAAAAAACAAAAAGAAAGUCUGGAAUUAAAUGGAGCUACAGUGGAAGAUUAAAUGACUUAAUAUGUACUCAAAUUACGGAUCCAAAUGGAGAAAAAAGGGUUUGGAAUGAUAACUAUUUUUGUGUUGGAAGCAACUUUCCUUAUGAAUUUUAUUGGUCAAAAAAUGGAACGAUAAAGAACCUUAGAUGUUUAGAAUGGACCAAUAGCAACCGGUCUUUUUUAUGCGCCAAAUUCAUUGAUGGACCAAUCAAUGGAGGAUGGACAUCUUGGUCACCGUGGACAAAAUGCAACAGAUUAUGUGGUGGUGGUUAUCAGGAACAAAGAAGAUUUUGUAGAAAUCCUAUCCCAAGAAAUUAUGGUGUAUCUUGCAGUGGAAAAAAUUACAAAAGAAGAUUUUGUAAUGUGCAGAAAUGUACAGAAUUUCCAAAAUGGCCAGAAGAUUUUAUGUUUAAGUAUUUUCAUCGUACACCGUAUGAACACAAUUGUCUUCGUAUCACCAACGGAUUAAGUGAUUCAACGUGGAGGAAUUAUUUCUUUUGCUCGUCGGGGAGAAAGAAAAGAAUUAAUAUGAAGUGGUCAACCUUUGGUGCUCAACGUGAUAUGAGAUGUAUAAAUAUUAAUGAACCACUUUCCACUCAAGGAUGGAAAAAUAAUUAUCUUUGCUUACCUCUUGAUUCAAACUACACAUUUUUUUGGUCUCAUUCUGGAUCAAUUGACGGACUGUCUUGUGUCAAAUGGUUUGCCAAGAACGGUCGCGAAGGAUGGAAUAAUAAUUAUCUUUGUGGAUCGAAAUUAAAAUUGACGGCUGCUAUUCCCAAGAAAAACAAUACUACACGUAAACCAAUACCAAUUCAUGGAGGAUGGAGUGAAUGGUCAAAAUGGAGUAAUUGUAGUAAAUUGUGUGGUCAGGGUUAUCAAAGAAGAUUAAGACAGUGUAAUCAGCCCAUCCCUUCCUUGGGUGGACAAAAUUGUAACGGAACCAACGUGGAAAAUAGAACAUGUCGUAAUUCUGUCUGCAAAGAUUUAUGUAAUAAUAAAGUUUUAACGACACCAACGGGAGAAUUAACGUCACCUGCGUUUCCAAACUAUCCUCAGAACAAGCGUUGUCAAUGGCUGAUCAGAGUGGCUAAAGGACAAAAUAUCGAACUAAAAUUUUCAUAUAUACGACUGAAAGGAAAGAAAUCACGUUGUGUCUCUGAUCAUUUAAUCGUGCGAGACGGCAAUAAUGAUCGAGCUUUUGUCUUAAAAUUGUUCUGUGAAAAUUCCAACUCUCUGGUCACCAUAAACUCAUCGGGAAAUGCAGUUUUGCUGCAAUUGAAAACAAGCGACCGUUUGAAAAUAGGUGGAUUUAGAGUUAAAUGGAUGUCAAAAAAAUCGACAAAUGAAGUGCAAUGUCAUCAUGAACUUACGGGAAAUUCUGGAAGUAUAAAAUCACCACUAUAUCCACAACUGUAUCCAAAUAAUAAAGACUGCUCAUGGUUGAUAAUCGUUCCUAUAAAUCGUCUUUUGCAAAUAAGGUUUCAAGAUUUCAAAUUGGAAAAACAUAGCAAAUGUUCUUACGAUCGACUUGAAGUCUAUGACGGUGGCAGUCUACAAUCGCCAAAACGAUCUUUCUGUGGCGAUAAGAAUCCAGGUACAAUUACAGCAUUCACAAACCGCUUCUUGAUCAAGUUUCACAGCGACGCUUCGAGAAGUUAUCGUGGUUUUAAACUUCAAUGGUUUACAUCAAAACGACGUUUGUGACGGUAGAUAAAAUUAUUAACAAUUUUAUAUCUUAAAUAUCACAAAGAUUUAUAUUGUUUAAUGGUAUAAAUGAUUAUGAACAAUUUGAUAUCGACAUUAAUAAAAUCAUAAUAAAUAAUGUAGGUUUUACGAUGUAAAUUGUACGAUUUCACAUGUAGAAAAUUCAAUCUGUAUUUUAAAGGGAUACUUCUACAUAUAUAUAAGCAUUUUUGAAAAAAUGCCCAUAUUAAGAAAUGAAUAGUACAUUAAAUAUAAUUAUUGCACAAAGCCAUCAUUUAAAUUAAAACCUGUAUAAUAAAAAUAAUAUGUGUAGUUUAAAUUUAUUUUUGUACAUACAAUUAUUUACACGUCAGUAGCUAUGUUGUUUUUAAAAAUAUAACUCUGGAAAUCGAUGAUAACAAUUUCAA